AUGGAUGUGGACAGCGGCAAUGAACCUAGCAGCUUUGCCCGCCUGGGAGCGCACCGUGCUUAUUUAGCGACGGAGAGAUUUGUGUCCCAGCUCGAAGCUUCCUUCCCAGUCUCACGUCAACAAGCCCGACACAAUAUGCCUACUAACACGAGAAAAGCAAAGCACGCCAACAGCGUGGCCUGGAAGCCAAGCACUUCACAGUGCCUGGUCAUGGCCACGCUAUGCUCUCUAUCACUGAUGGUUUCUCUCGACGCCUCAGUUCUGGUCACAUCACUCAAUGCGAUCAUUGUCGAUCUCCAGAUAGACACUACGCAAGGCUUCUGGAUCGCCACGUCAUAUCUACUCGCGAACACCAUCUCCAUGCCGACAGCUGCAGCACUCAGCGACAUAUUUGGUCGUCGCAUAUGUCUCCUCGCAUCCCUCGCUUUCUUCUCGGCAGGAUCUAUCCUAUGCUGCCUCGCGGAAAACAUCUCCAUCAUGCUCGCGGGACGUUGUCUGCAGGGUGUUGGUGGUGGAGGGAUCAUCAUCUUGAGCCUCGUUAUCUUCACCGAUAUAGUCCCCCUUAAGUCCCGGCCGAAGUGGUAUGCAAUGAUACUCGGAGCCUGGGCAUUGGGCAACUGCACUGGCCCAACCAUCGGAGGUGCGAUCGCUCAGUACACCACUUGGCGCUGGGUGUUCUACCUCGUCUUUCCCUUCUGCGCCAUCGGGAUCGUGACGAUCAUUCUGAUGGCCGAGACUGGAGCAAAAAACGCGAGGCUCGCCAGUUUCGACUCGAUUGGCUGUGUCUGCUUUACUGCUUCCAUCACCUCUUUCCUCAUUGCCGUCUCUUGGGGGGGCGUGCAGUAUAGUUGGACAAGCGCCACGACUCUUGGUCCUUUGGUUGUUGGUUUGUGUGGCCUGAUCGCCACUGUGAUCUUUGAGGCACAUGUCAAGAAAUCACCUUACCUCCGUCUCCGUCUGUUUCGAAACAUCCGCGUAGCUGCACCCUACGUGUGUGGGCUUCUCCAAGGUCUUAUGCUGUACGGCCAACUCUAUUACAUCCCAUUCUACUUCCAGUCUGUCAAGGGGUUUACGGCUCUCCAGACCGGUGUGGCAAUCAUCCCUGUGGCGGUCUCUCUUGUGGCGGGUUCCGUUGUCUCAGGCAUAGUUAUCACCCGGCUGAACCACGUCGGGUAUCCCAUCUGGGGUGGCUGGGUUCUGGCGAUAGUGGCAACGGGGCUCACCCUGCUGUGGGAUCGAGACAUACACCAGGCAGUCUGGGUCAUCACACUCCUCCUCCUCGGCUUUGGCCAUGGCGCAGUCCUGAACGCACAGAACUUUGCGACUCAAGAGAUGGCAAGCGACGACGAGCAUGGUAACGCGGCUGCCAUGUAUGGCUUUCUGCGACAGUUCGGCAUGGCGCUGGGGGUCGCGGCCGGCACUGCUGUUUUCCAGAAUGUCAUGUCAAUCAAGCUGGAUGAGUUAGGUCUGUCACGGGAGAUUGCCGUCCACAGUGAGAGCUACAUUGUCAAGCUCUCUUUGCUUCCUGCCGGGAGCGAACUCAAGGAACAGGCCCUUGAGGCAUAUCUCUAUGGGUUUCGCGGGGUUUUUGGGUUUUUCACAGCAGUCGCUGAGGUAACGGACGUCACACGUCUCACAUUUCUAAGCGUGUGGUCUCGCAGAUAUUCAUUCAACAAGGUAACCAGUGGCGCGAAGUCGCUGAGCCUCUUCACGUGCCAGACCAUGUGGACGCGGCAUUCGUAG
Messenger RNA from Microdochium trichocladiopsis, 1743 nucleotides. RefSeq names its product DNA repair protein RAD50. Gene Ontology annotation, molecular function: transmembrane transporter activity. NCBI's taxonomy places the organism in Eukaryota, Fungi, Ascomycota, Sordariomycetes, Xylariales, Microdochiaceae. The record is from RefSeq and is a predicted model, not a curated record. The transcript is spliced from 5 exons. Gene Ontology annotation, biological process: transmembrane transport. Gene Ontology annotation, cellular component: membrane. Bases 1 to 1743 code for a protein of 580 amino acids.